This is a messenger RNA of Nelumbo nucifera (sacred lotus), 1593 nucleotides long. Its product is annotated as Protein phosphatase 2C family protein. Gene Ontology annotation, biological process: protein dephosphorylation. Lineage: Eukaryota; Viridiplantae; Streptophyta; Magnoliopsida; Proteales; Nelumbonaceae. The record is from RefSeq and is a predicted model, not a curated record. Gene Ontology annotation, molecular function: cation binding; protein serine/threonine phosphatase activity.
AGCAGAGCAGCCUCGGACUCGUUGAAGUCCUCUGUCCCAGGCCCAAGGCCCAAGAUUUAGUGGAACGAGAAACGAGGGCCCAGGGGUUUUUUAAUGCAAGGAUCCUGUUCGGCUGUUCGCCGCCUGACUGACGCGAGACGCGAUCGAGGGGAAGGGCGGAAUUUUCUUCCCGUCAAAAUCCUCUAUUUUCCCUGAUUCCCUCUCGUUUCUGCCGCUCCCCCUUUCGGGGAUGACGAGCUGCAACCACAAGAAGGGCCGGCAAGAGCAGCACCACCGGCGUCACCCUUAUCUCACAUGAUGUUCAGCUCCAAGAAUCCUAACCCCGUCUACAGCGGCGGUGGAAUCAGCUUUCUUACUGGUAGCCGAAAUGGAAGGUUCAGCUAUGGGUAUUCCAGUUUUAAGGGUAAAAGGGCAUCAAUGGAGGAUUUCUAUGAGACAAGUAUAUCAGAGGUCGAUGGUCAGAUGGUUGCAUUUUUUGGUGUUUUUGAUGGUCAUGGAGGUUCCAGAACUGCAGAAUAUCUCAAGAACAAUCUCUUCAAGAAUCUGAGCAGCCAUCCUGAUUUUAUCAAAGAUACAAAAUCUGCUAUUGUUGAAUCAUUUAGGCAAACAGAUAUUGAUUAUCUCAAUGAAGAAAAAGGCCAUCAGAAAGACUCUGGUUCAACUGCAACAACUGCUCUACUACUGGGGGAUCGGUUGCUUGUUGCAAAUGUGGGAGAUUCCAGAGUGGUUGCUUGUAUGGCUGGUUCAGCUGUUCCAUUGUCAAUUGAUCAUAAACCUGAUAGAUCUGAUGAGCGUCAAAGGAUUGAAAAAGCUGGAGGGUUCAUUAUAUGGUCUGGUACAUGGCGGGUUGGUGGUAUUCUUGCAGUGUCUCGUGCUUUUGGAGACAAACUACUUAAGCCAUAUGUGGUUGCUGAGCCAGAAAUUCAGGAGGAGGAAAUUGAUGGUGUUGAGUUUCUGAUUAUUGCAAGUGAUGGACUUUGGAAUGUUGUAUCAAAUAAGGAUGCUGUGGCCAUAGUACAAGGCAUAUCAGAUGCUGAAGUAGCAUCAAGAAAACUCAUAGAAGAAGCCUAUGCCCGAGGGAGCUCUGACAAUAUCACCUGUGUUGUAGUUCGAUUUCAUGAUUUGUAAGUUUUAAGGAUUUCCGUAAGGGUCUGAGCAAGAAGAGGACUUCCAGUUAACACAUAUUUGCCAUUCAUUUGACCCUACAACAUGGUUGCCAAUGAAAAUGAAUGCUCAACAAUUGAUAUUUCAAGUUGCUAGUUCUGCUUCCUUCCACUGAUUAUUAAUAAUGCAGCAUUAAUGUAUUUUUCAGAUUAUCCAUUCCUGCCUUUGUUGAAAUGGGAAUCGGAAAGGUUUGAUAUCUGCAUCCCGUCAAAGCAGGCAAUGUUGAGUGGGUGUAAAUGUAUUUGACGUCAAGUAGGCCGGAAUUACCCCUUUAUUAUGUUUGGUCUUGUUAUAUUAUUCUCUACCAAAAAAAUAAUAAAAAAUCUGGUUAUGGUAUUCAAAAUUAAGCAAAUGAUAUCAUGUGACAAAGGUUCUUUUUGAGGUCAGGUGAAGAGGUUCUUUUGGUGUUUUCCAUACUUUAAUGUUUAA